Crotalus tigris (Tiger rattlesnake) is the source of this 4146-nucleotide messenger RNA. It is a transcript of the gene TSPAN2, whose product is annotated as tetraspanin 2. Bases 157 to 819 code for a protein of 220 amino acids. Lineage: Eukaryota; Metazoa; Chordata; Lepidosauria; Squamata; Viperidae. The transcript is spliced from 8 exons. Gene Ontology annotation, cellular component: membrane. The record is from RefSeq and is a predicted model, not a curated record.
CUCCGCCUCCUCCUCCGCCCCUGCGCCCUCCCCGGCUGGAAAGCGGCAAAGGGCUAAAGGCGCUUGCCGCGGCUUCUGGGCGAGAGGGACAGUCGGCGUUGUUGUCCGCUGCUGCCCAAGGAGGAAGCGAGCACGCGAGGAAGAGCCGCUGCUGCCAUGGGGCGAGUGCAAGGAGGGAUGCGCUGCGUCAAGUUCCUGCUCUUUCUUUUCAACUUCAUCUUCUGGUUGGCAGGUUCAGCUGUUAUCGCAUUUGGACUAUGGCUGCGGUUUGGAAAUGUUAUAAGAGAUUUAGCAACUGAUGAGGCCUCCCCAGAAUAUUUUUAUAUGGGACUGUAUGUCCUGAUAGGAGCAGGAGUACUGAUGAUGGCAGUGGGAUUUUUUGGAUGCUGUGGAGCUGCACGAGAGUCUCAGUGCCUGCUUGGAGCAUUUUUUACUUGCUUGUUGGUGAUUUUUGCUGCUGAAAUCGCUGCAGGGGUUUUUGCUUUUCUGGGCAAGAAAACGGCAGUCAACGAAGUCCAAGCUAUCUAUGAGAAAGCUUAUGAAAACUACAUCAGUGAUCAAAGCAAAAACAAAACAAUCAUCAGAUUUCAUGAUGCACUUCAAUGCUGUGGGAAAGACAGUGACACUCAAGUAAAACCCACCUGUCCAAAAGAAAUUGUGUCAUCUAAAAACUGUCUGACUGAAAUAGAGACUCUUGUUAAUUCAAAUCUUCAUUUACUUGGCAUUGUUGGGAUUACAAUUGCUGGAAUCACAAUCUUUGGCAUGGUCUUCAGCAUGGUCCUUUGUUGUGCUAUCCGAAAUACAAGAGACAUGCUUUAGAAUGUUUCCUGUAUCGUGUUAUUUCGAACCCAGGACUGAAAGAAAAGCUGCAACACAGUUCUGAAGAAGUGCUUGCCCACUCAACUUAACAACUGUAAUCCAUUUUAAUUAGAUGUUAAUCAACUGACAGAAAAGAGGGAUGUAGAUAAGUUCAAGAGCUUCCUGUGAUUGCAUUUAAAAUGUUUAAACAAUUAAGAUAUGAGCAAUAAGAUAGGCUAACAAUCCCUUUUCAAGGCCAACAGUGAUAUCUAAAACUAAAAUUUAUUUGAAGUAUGACUUUGCACAGGUAUGGAGGAAUAGGCCCUGUAUGUAUGUGUGCUUGUUUGGGUGCUGAUGCACUUAUAGCUGUAUAUACAGUUCCUUUUAUUGUAUGUAUGUUUUGUGAGUAUCUUUAUCUGCAUGCAUAUUUCUGUACACUUGGAUACUUUUCCUGGUAAAAGGUUUUUCAAAAUUGGGUCCUCAUUACUAAUCAUUUCUGGAGAAGCAAAUUUCUUUAGGGAAAUGAGUAAUCUGUCGUAUCUUCUUUCAGUCUUUGGAAUGUGCCAUUUAAGAUAAUGUCAGGCAGGAAAGACUAGGACCACAGGUGUAAAGUGAUUUAUUACUACUAUUGCCUAUGCAAAGAAUCUACUCAACUAAUGGGUAGCACUGUUUUGACUUUAGAUAAUAGUCAAAGGAAGUCAAGAGGGGGGGACUUAGUCCAGUUGUGGGUAUGUAGAGACUCUAGGUUGAUUCCUCUUUUUACUCUGCCUAUGGGUUCUGCCUCUUUUCCUGUGGAUAACUAUAUUUAAAGAAUGUGUUCUGCUUCUAGGCAGCUCUCCUCUUGGAAGCGUGUGUGUAUUUAUAUAUUUAGUUAUAUGCAGAAUUAUUUAUAUGAUAGAGAUUGAUGGGGAAUUCUUUGACCUUUUUAAAGAAAAGCAGAGCAAAUACUAAGAGAUAGUACCAAACCAGGAGAGAUCUGUUAAAACCCAAGCGUUUAUUGGGACCAAAUAUCCUGUCCAGUCAUGUUUUUAUAUAGGGUCUAUUUAAAACAUGACCAGGUACCUCGAUUAGAAACUUAAUUUCAUUCAAAAAACUGUUCCUUGCUUGGGAUAUUUUUUCCAAAUGCUAUUUAGUAUCUAUUGUCUUAAUUAUUUUUAAUAUGGACCAGAAAACCUUACCGUAGCAUAAUCUAAAAUUGAUGCCCAAAUUAUUUUAUAUGUUUACUAUUAUGAUUACACAAUGCACACCAUAUCCUUUCAUGCCACUGUAACAUAUCCCUUAAACUAAGUAUGUUGAUACAAAAUCAAUUCCUGUUCAUUGGGACUUACGCUUUCAUUAAUACCCUUAGGAAUGCAGCUUAGUUAUUUGCCGCAGAGACCAUAAUAACCAUAAUGCUAUUUGCAACUUUUUAUUUGUUAUAACAAUUGUUUGUUAACCAUGUGCUUUCAUUGAAAUCAAUACUUCUCAACCUUGGGUAAAAAUUAACUCAAUUUGUGCAUGAAUAUUUGUGUGUUUAAAAGAAAUGUUCUUAAAAUAACAUGUCCAUCCACAAAUACGCAAGGCAGUUAUGUGGCAUUUUGAAGCUCAAAGCAAACUUCAAAAGCAUGAGACAAGUACAUCAGAACAGGAUUAGGUGUAUAGGAGAAUAUAGACAGUUCCUGAAGAUCAUGAAGACCAUGCAUUACAUUACAGGAAUUGUCAUUAAUGAUUGUCAAAAAUAAUAACUAGUAAUGGUGACAGUUAUGCAACCAUCCCAGGCAUAGAAUUCAUACUAAGCUUCACUCUAGUUGUUUGAACCAUGGGCACUAAUACAUUUGGAAAAAGCAGAAAGCUUAUAUUGAAAGAUAAAUUCUACAUGUUUAAAUUUGUCCUAAAUCCUGUAUGUAAAAAAAUUAUAUCAGACAAAUUAAUCUUCAUAGUUCAGUCUUUUGCUUUAUCUAUGUUCUCAGACUGCUAGAAAUCAGUACAGCCAAUGAGUGCUCAAAGAAAAACUAUUUGUUCCUGCCAGAAAUGUGUACAGCACAUGCCAAAAUCAGUCAUAAAAUUAAAACCCUGCCUUUAGUGUUCUGGCUAUAGAGCUAAAAUUAAAACAUUGAGAGAUGAGCAAUUGUACUUUAAUACACUCUGUUUUUAUUACCUCUGAAAAUUUAAUUACUGCAUGUUAUUUUAACUACAUCAAACUUUUACCUAGUCAUGGCAUGGCUAUCUAAAACUGGAUAAAUGUAGAAAUGAUACAAUGCUCUUAAAAUACCUCAAGGCUGUUUACAGCUUAUAAUUGUGCUUUGUCUUGUUUAUAUUAAUUUCUACUAAAUUAUAUAUUAAAAAUUAUUUAGUAAAAUUAAGCUAGCCAGAGGAAAAUCAUUGUGGUGCAGUCUUAAUAUACUGUAUUACAAUCAAUGGGGUUCUACCAGUGACUUAAAUGGAAAGUGCAUUGUGGGAACUUUUAAAUGUCCCUUUCCAGACUAGCUAUAAUUUUAGGAAUCAGAACUCUAGCAAUAAUUCAGUCUUUCUGUCUCUUUUUAUUUAGUUGUUUAAUUUUCUUUUAACUAGAAACAGGCCAUCUAAAACAAUAUGUUAGGAAAUUUUCAAUUGUUAAUAAAACACCCUCUUAUAUUAUGUUUUUCAUGCACAUUUUUCAUCAAAAUAUAUUCAAAGCAUAUUUGAUUUCAGGGGUCUUCAUUUGAAAUUCAGUGUGCUGAGAACUCUACUUAAGCAUCAGGUGGGGCAUCCAGCCAGUAAAUGCUCAGCUCCAUCCAGUUGCCUCAACUCUACCCUGAAUUAAGGGAUUACAGGGUUGUAAAAAGGGAGUUACUCAAGUGUAUGUGUGUAUAUGUGCGUUGAAGAGUGAAAGUGAUAAGUGCCCCAAGUUGUGUGAGUUAUUCCCUGUUUUUUCUCAGUCUUUUAUUGUGUGUAUUCCCCAUCUCUCCAACAAAUUUCAAUUAACUCUACUACUUGGCCCAGAUAAGUUAUUUGGACCCAUUAGAAAAUAACUCAAGAGACAGGAAAUAUACCUAAGGAAAGUAUCAAAAGCCUAAUUCACUAACUGCCCGUGAGACCAGUUGGAUGCUGGCAUUUUCCUGAAGUCCAGAUAUGGGUCUCAUAAUGGAGAAGAUAUUACUAGAGGUCUGAGAACCUAAAUGAACUGCCUGGUUACUUAGGAUGCAGUUUCAUCAGUUCUGAAGUAAUUCCUAUCAGGAAUUUCUGUUUAACAGAAACAGAAAUAAGUAUGUAAUAAUUUUUCACUUUAAAAAGGUCAUUGGUAUUAACUGUCAUAAAAUUAAGAGUCUGGAAUCAAUUUCUGCUAACUUUCUGUUUUGAAAAUGAUUUUUGGGAAUUUUUAUUCCAGAA